This is a messenger RNA of Brettanomyces nanus, 4557 nucleotides long. RefSeq lists its product as uncharacterized. Gene Ontology annotation, molecular function: zinc ion binding; SUMO ligase activity. NCBI's taxonomy places the organism in Eukaryota, Fungi, Ascomycota, Pichiomycetes, Pichiales, Pichiaceae. Gene Ontology annotation, biological process: protein sumoylation. The coding region runs from base 1 to 4557 and encodes 1518 amino acids. The record is from RefSeq and is a predicted model, not a curated record. The transcript is spliced from 4 exons.
AUGACAAGGCUACUUGAACCGUUGACUGAUCGUCAGUUUAACGAUACUAUUACCGCUUUGUCGCACUUGAGGAUGACCGAGUUGAAGGCUAUCUGCCGUGCUCUUCAGUUGACGGUAGCUGGACGUAAAGCUGAAGUACACGAUCGAAUACAGCGCUACAUCACCAGUGGACAUCAUAACGCCGAUUUGCCACGUGAACAUGCCAUUAGAGAACUUAUACUAAAGGCAGACCAGGGUGAACCUCUGCCAGAUUACUAUCAGAUCCUAUCAUCUUUCAGAUCGAUGCGCUCCUCCAGUAGGGGCCACAAGUACAAGCCCGCCCAGAGAAUACUGGGCAUCAAUUUCAAACCCAGCCCUUUCUUCUCGUUGAAAAGACGCGUCGUGAUGAAUGGAACUAACUCUAUUCUAGCCAUUAGACAGCCCGAAGGUCGCGGAACUGCGCGUAUUACGUUCUCUCUACUCCGCAAGGAUGUGGAAGUUCUUCAUUCCUCUUCGACUAUGCGGCUUUUCUUACUAAGUGGAGCUGUCACCGAAUCUAAUGACUCUGAAGAGAAGCCACUAGAGUUUCCACAGCCCAUAGAGCUGACUUUUAAUGGUACUAAGCUUACUGAUAAUGUUAAAGGUAUCAAGGGUGUAGCAGGGUCUGCAAAGCCUGCGGAUCUCACCCCCAAAUUAUAUGAGGACAAGGUGAAUGUACUGGAUAUAGUAUAUGCCUACACCAAGCGCGAUUUUCUCUUGUCAAUUUACAUAGUAGAGAUCACAACGGUGGAAACUCUCUUGUCGCGUGUUCUAGCUCAGCCAUGUAUCCCCAGAGAAAUCACCAUUUCUAUGAUCAAAGAAAAUGCUGACCAGGACGACAUGGUUGCAUCUAAGGAGAUAAUUAGUCUCAAGUGUCCAUGCUCUUAUAUGAAAAUGCAAUAUCCGGCCAGAUCUAUGUACUGUGAGCAUUUCCAAUGCUUCGAUGCAUACUCGUUUCUCAAGCUUCAGGAUCAAGCUCCUUCGUGGCUCUGUCCCAUAUGCACACAUAAGAUUCCGUUGAAUCAGUUGCUUGUGGAUGAUUAUUUCAGCGAGGUGGUAAAAAUUACCGACCCAUCCGUAGAAUUUGUUGAACUCGAGCCUGACGGCAGCUGGCGACCUAAAGUAGUGAUGGAAGAACGCAGAGUGCAUCAUAAGCCUAUUACAUUACCGAAUGCAAACGGCAUUAAGGUGGAGGAUAGAACAAUUCCUCAGCAACACGAAGGAGAUGAAAUUGAGGUGAUUGACUUGGAUUCUGAACCAGAAGUACCGGCUAACGGCACGACAGAAAAUAAUGACGUCGUUACUGCUUUGAAAGCAGAUUCUUCUUCAGAUAUUGAUACAAUCCUUCCCAGAAUUCAAAAGAAGACACUUCGGGCGAUGAUCCCAUUGGCUGAGCCGUCUCCCACUACAGUGCAUCCACCAGCUAUUUCCCCCUCCCUCGGUUACUGCUCAUCAGAAAUCGACAGACUCGCAUCGCAGGCGCUCCAAAAUGCGGACUCUCAUGAAACGCCCGCAACGCCUGCUGCUCAAACAGUUGUUUUCGAAGCAUUCCAAUUGCACAGAAAAAAACAACGAUCACAACCGCCUGCUAGAUCUGUUUUCACGCAAUCGUUUUAUCAGGGACAGGAUGAGCCAGAUGAUUUGCCUCUACAUCCACUCGAAAAUCAAAGUGCACAGCAACAUAUGCCAGUGGAAUAUCAAAGUGAGCAGCAACAGAUGCGUCUACUGGCCGGCCCUGGUGUAAUCUCUUCCGGUAAAAGGCAUGCAGAAACUGCAGAUACUCGCUCAUCAAAAUUGCAGAAAACUGCACAUGUUCAGCAAUCGACGCAUGGUCACCCCGCGGUGGAAGAUACAUCAACACAAGAUGAAAUAAAUUCGUCUUUAAACAUGCUAUUAGCAGCAGGUCGAGAAUAUCAUUCGUUGAGCUCUUAUGAUGCUAAAAUACACAACAGGUUUCUCAGCACGUGGUCGGAAAACAAUCAAGAUUCAUUACCAAUGAUGGCAAGAAAAUCGUCUGCUUUAUCUGUAGUGGAGUAUCUGGAUGCGAUGCUAGGAGCGUCUUGUGAGCUACUUAUGCGAAUGUGUGAUAGAGAAGUCCGUCUAUCAGAACUUUUUGGUUGGAUGUUGAAAUUUCUUAGAGAUGCUUUGUUUAAAAAAGUGCAAACCUCACCACUUGAUACUGAAGAGUAUGCUGAUAUGAAAACACAGCUAGAUAUGAUGCAUUUACGUUCGUUUGCCUUAGAGGCCACCAAAAGGGUGAACUCAACUUUGAAUAACCAGUUAUUAUUAAUUCAACAAUCAAUUGGCCACAAAAAACUCAAGGACCUCAAAAAGGCGUUUGCGGGCAUUUUGAUGACCACUGAGAAGUUGAUAAAUUGCAAGAACUCGACGGAGUUAGGCGCCUUUGACAAGCUCGCUUUAUUGAAAGCGCAGAAACUCUUAAAUCGGUGUAAUAUUCAAUUGAAGCCGCCGGUCAACGUAUCUGAUAAGGAUUUACAAUGCUUAAAUGCUUUAAAUUACGAUAUAGAAACGUUUGAUAAAAGCCACUUCAACUUUGAGGAGGAUGACAAGAAAAAGAAGACACUUGACCAAGAAUUCAUUGGAACAGCGACAACAUCAGUUGCGUCAUGGCAGGCUCAGACUGAGAAUGCACCAUCAGCUUUACCAUGCGCUCAACCAGUAGCUGCAUUUACAGAGAAAUUACCUCCAUGGAGCUAUACGCAGCAUCUCACUGCCGUCGCACAGAAGAGAAAUCAGACGGCACCCUCUGUAUUUACUGAAAAGAAAGGUUCACUCCAGGCUCCACAUGAGAGAGGAUAUAGAAGUACGGGGUCGCUACCAAGUUUAUCUGGAGCGAGGGAGGUCAAUUCCCAGAACACUGAUAUGACAGAGCAGAGAAUUCGCAUACAGCAGAAUUGGUCGGCUGAGAUGAAAAUAAGAGCUGAAGCCCGUCGUGUAGAAGAAGUACGGAAAGCCGAAGAGGCUAGAAAGGCGGAAGAAGGACGGAAAGUGGAGGAGGCCAGAAAGAAGGCCAGAAAGGUGGAAGAAACUAGACAAGCAGAAAAAGCUAGAAAGGUGGCCGAAGCCAGAAGAGUGGAAGACGCACGGAAGGUGACCGAAGCACGUAAAGCAGAAGCACAGAAGGCAGAGGAGGCAAGAAGGGUGGCCGAAGCACGGAUGGUGGAGGAGGCCAGAAUGGCAGAACAAGCUAGAAAGGUGGCCCAAGCUCGUAAAGCAGAACAAGCUAGAAAGGUGGCCGAAGCUAGAAAGGCGGAGGAAACUCGGAGAGUGGAAGAUGCCAGAAUGGAAGAUCAAGCUAGAAAGGUGGCCGAAGCUAGAAAAGUGGAAGAGGCUCGUAAAGCAGAAGAGGCUAGAAAGGUGGCCGAAGCACGGAGGGUGGAGGAGGCCAGAAUGGCAGAACAAGCUAGAAAGGUGGAGGAGGCCAGAAUGGCAGAACAAGCUAGAAAGGUGGCAGAAGCACGUAAAGCAGAAGAAGCUAGAAAGGUGGCAGAAGCACGUAAAGCAGAAGAAGCUAGAAAGGUGGCCGAAGCACGGAGGGUGGAGGAGGCCAGAAUGGAAGAUCAAGCUAGAAAAGUGGCCGAAGCACGGAGGGUGGAGGAGGCCAGAAUGGCAGAAGAGGCUAGAAAGAUGGCAGAAGCACGGAAAGCAGAAGUUCGUAUAGCAGAAGCCAGGAAAGCCGAAGAGGACAGAAGGACAGAGCAAGCUCGUAAAGCAGAAGUACAGAAAGCAGAGGAAGCACGGAAAACAGAAGAAGCUAGAAAGGUGGAGAAAGUUUGUAAGGCUGAAGAGACUCGUAGAGCAGAAGUCCAGAAGGCAGAAGAAGCGAGAAAAGCAGGUGGAGGUCUACACUUGGAUCUGCACUCGACAGUGCAGCAGAGAAUUGCUGAUACAAAGGAAAGAGUUGCCGAGGCCAAAAAACAACAAGAGCAACUGCAUAACUCGUGUCAGAACGGUAUAGCGGCCUUUAAAAACCCUGUUCCUAGCCAUAUCGAGGAACUCGGAAAAUUGCAUAAGACGCAGCAAAUGCUUCGAGAAAGGAUGAAUGCGUCUGGCAUGUUUAGUCAGGUAAAAGUUGAAACUCAAGGUUCUAUUCCACGUCCAAUAGCACCAGCACCAAAGAGAGUUUCCGGGACUAUGUUGCCUCAUGGAUCUCAGCAAUCAGUACAAGACUUGAGGGCCUCAACAGAAGUUUCAAUACCAGCGGCUCCAGCGGCUUUAACUGCUACAACGGAUCCAAUGACUCCCACGGCCCCCACGGCUCCAGCGGCUUUGAAUGCUACAACAACCUCGGAUGACCUACCAAAAGGAUUGCUCGGUUUCGCUGUAUCUCUGAUGAAAGUCAAAGAGAUGCUUAGCCACCGGUCAUUUUCGGGACUAAGACUCAAAGAAACUGGUAAUACCCUUGAAUCUCUACCACCAUUGCCGCCUCCAUCAGGCCCGCCACCGGGUAGGGCGAAAACCGACAUUCAGAAUCAUAACACGGAGCCGGAAGUGAUCGAUCUUACGUUGGAUGACUGA